Molecule: messenger RNA, 6378 nt
Organism: Daphnia carinata
Lineage: Eukaryota; Metazoa; Arthropoda; Branchiopoda; Diplostraca; Daphniidae
Product: nuclear receptor coactivator 6-like
Exons: 14
Coding region: 702-5249 (1515 amino acids)
Biological process (GO): positive regulation of DNA-templated transcription
Cellular component (GO): SWI/SNF complex
Source: RefSeq, a predicted model, not a curated record
UUCGCUCACUUUCAUCGGGUUCAUCAGUGUUUUCAAUGUGUUUUAAUUGCGUUUUUUUUGUCUGAACGGGCAUUUCCCUCCUGUGUGUGUGUGUGUGUGUGCUCAUUCCCUCCUUUCCUUCUUGCUGCCACAUCAAUGGCUGUUGUGUGUUGUGUGUGUACGUGUUUGCCAGCGUGGGCACCUACGCCAUUGCUCUGUCUUCGACAGCUGCUCCGAAAGAAACAAUAAGAUCAUCGUCAUGUCAAUUUCCCUGAUCAAGUGAUUUGCCUCGUAUUAAGAUGAGGAAUCCCCUUUUAUUCGGACAGUUGGCGAAUAAGCUUUGGCUCCCCCCAUUGGCUUAUUCUUGAGUGGGUCGUACGAGCUGCGAGAGAGAGAAAAACAGUUUUCCUUUGGUUAGACGUCCUUUUUGCUCAUGCGCAGUCUCUAUGAAAACACACUCCGAAUGUGGUGAUAGAGAGACGCGCUCUACGUAAUUGUGUCCUUCCCACUCCAAAACCAGUGUCGAAGAUUAACGACGACAAGUUGUCGCUAUUUCCAAUUUCUGGAAUCGCCAUUAAAGAUAAUAGCCAAAAGAAAACGUGACCUUUUCUUUCGAUAACACGUUUAUGGUCCGAUUUAUGGCCCUUGACCUGACGGAUGUGUGACCGGCGCCACUCAUAUCGUUCAUCCAUUGUCCCGUUUCGUUCCAGGACUUGACGGAUAUGGAUUACGAUGGGCAACGUUUGUUGGACGUGAUCAAUGAUCCCAACGCUUUAGAGAGUUUCCUUGGCGGCAUUGGAAAUGGAAACGGGAAUAACGGUCCUGUUAACAGUGGUGUUUCGCUGGACUCGACCCACACCAUCACCCAGCAGCAACUGGCCAGUCUCCAGCAGCAGAUUCAGCAGCAGCAGCAACAACUUCAACAGUUGCAACAACAACAACAGCAGCAGAUACAUUCCCCGUUUUCGGUUCCCGUCAGGUCGCCGGCGCCUGGUACAAGUCCGGCUGCGACUGUGAUCCUUCGUUCGCCCGCCGCUCCUCCACCGGCUGCAAGCCCGUCGUCGCUAGCAUCCAGUCCGGCGCCGAAUACACUUGGACAUGCCACCUCGUACUCGGUCUCAUCUCCAGCACCGGCACCAUCGCCCGGCCCUCAGCAGUUCUACCGGGCAGCUCCAUCUCCACAGCAAAGGAGCGGUUCCUUGUCCUCUACACCGGUGGCAUCACCCAUCAAUUAUCCUCCCGGCCCAGGGCCAGGCAAUGGACAAAAUCCUCAAUCUGUCCAGCUGCCAGCUGGCACUAUCACUAUUCCGGCACUCGCCACUGCUGUUGGUCAAGUCCAGCAACUAGUUUCGGGUGGCCAGGUGCUCCAGAUAUUGUCAGGUCCUCCACCUUCAACGACUCCCCAAGUUGUUGGCCCCAACACGACAACUUCUCCGGUUGUGAGGCAUCCUGUGGCAGGUGUACGUUCUAAACAGCCACAACUAAGGCCCAAACCAGCUAAUAAUUCGAGUCCUGGGCCAGCUCAACAGGCUCAAGCUGUCAAUCCAAGAACGUCAUCGCCAGCUAUUAUACAGCAGCAGCAGCAGCAGCAACAACAACAGCAGCAACAACAACAGCAGCAGCAGCAGCAGCAGCAACAACAACAACAACAACAACAACAACAACAGCCUGUUCAACAACAAAUAACACAACCACACGCGACGGGCCAAGUAGUGCAAUUAGGAACGGGUGGGCCGACGGGUACGUUGGUGUUCUCAGGUGGAGGAAACGCCAUGUUUCCAGCACUGGCGCCGACAGGCGGCCAGUUUUUCCUUCAGCAGCAAGGCAGCGGCGGUUUCCAGCUGAUUGUCCGGCCGCCCGUCCCUUCUAGCUCUCCUCCCAAGCAGCAGAGCAUUGUGAUGCAACCUCAGAUUGGUCAGACCGUCCACCUAGCCCCUAACCGUCCGGCUACUGUCGCCGCAGUCCCUCCUCCCUGCCACCCAACCAUUUCCCAGCAGCCCAUGGUAAGAUUAGUCACUUUACCCGGCCUGGGCACUGUCCAGCUGCAGCAGAUUCAAACACCCAACGGACCUGCCUUUCUGGCCGUCCAACAACCUCAGCAGCAACAGCAGCAGCAGACGCAACAGCAGCCGACUACCUUCUUACGUAAUCAUCCAGGUCAACCAACAUUUAUCCAGCAACAUCACGUCAUCCAACAACAACAACAACAGCCUCACAUUGUCACCCAACAGCAGCAACAGCAACCUCAUAUUCUCACUCAACAAACAAUACAACAGCAACAGUCGCAACAGCAGCAAGACAAUAUUAGGCUCAUAUCCAGUCCAGCUACCACGUUGAUAACCAAUAACGAUACGGCUGAUAACAACACCAACAAUAGUUCAACAACAUUUGCUACUCCGCCCAACAAGAAACCACCAGCUAAAAAGAAGCCUAAACCGAAAAAGAAAAAGGAAGAGGUUGUGGUUGAAGAAAAGAAGCCGGCCGUGCAGGUCAAUUUAGCUGAACUUUUGAAACAGACGGGUAUUGUCGAUGAUGACGAGUCUUUCUUUAUGGAUGAUGAACCAUCGCUGCCACCACCGCCAGCGCCCCAACCCGUGGUUCAAAUUCCGGAGGAGCAACCAAUCCUGCCUACAGAGACCAAAGAAAACAACGUGAUGUUUACACCAAUGUUGAGUGAAACGAACCUCAUCCAGACGCUGCAUCAGCACGGCCUGGCCCUGUCUGACGACGAUCUUCACACGCUACGGAAUUUUAUCAAACCGAGUGAGGCUAAUGAACAGUCCAGUGCCUUAGGAAGUGAUUCAAUCCUUAACGGACUCAAAGGAGGAGCUGCCAUGUUGAAAGCGCCGGCUGCGGCCGUUUCACUGACUUUGGGCAACGGCCAAGUGAUUCAAUUGACGGGCGAGCCUUUUGCAGCAGAAGCUCAGCAACAGUCGAGAGUUCAGUUUGUGACAAAUGCGUUCGAUGCCACGCAAGUGUUUCAAGCCGCUCCACCACCUCCCGCUGCUCCUGCUACAGAAGUGAUUCACUCAACUAAUCACGGAUUUCAGAACGAAUUUCUCGAAGAUUUAGCCAGGAGUCAGAUUGUGUCAGAUUCGAAAAAAAUGAAAAACAAAGCGGCACUUGUCCAGAAAGCUACUCCGGCUAAUACAAACAAUAACGCGCCGAAGAAAAAGGCAGAGCCUCGUAAGAAGAAACCGCCUCCUGUGAAGGCAGCUAAUUCAACAGCCGGAACAAAUUCAACGGCUGCGGGCAACACAGCGAACGUUGUCAACCCAACGACACCAACGAAUGCGAGCACGGUGCCGCGAGUGCAGACGAUCAAAUUAUCUCCUCAAAAUCAACAACGAUUUGUCAAUAAUUCGUUCCCGCAGAAUCUGCGCAAUAUCCAGGCCCAAAUUCAGUACCUGACGUCCAAAAAGGAUCCUACUUCGCAGGACACUUCUCUACUGCAGAAGUUGAUUGAACAUCACCAAAAAAUUUUGGCUACGGGGAAACCAGUACCGACCAUUCCGGGCCAGCAUGCUCAGGGCAUUCCAUUCAAUCCUGCCCCUCCUGCCCCACAGAGCGGGUCUGUUUUGGUUGAGCCCGUCCCUCCCACCAACGUGUCGAGGUCUCAAGGCAAAGUGUCCACUGUGCCGGCUAACAUCCAGCAAAACACGCACCUGGCUAACCUUCUUCGCCAACCCGUCUCCGAUAAAAACUCAAGGAUGACAACAUCAAACGCGUCGUCUCAACAGGCUGGAUUACGGCAAAUCCAACCAUCAGCCACACAAAUUCGAGCCUCAUGCCCUGCUGCUACACAGACGACGGCCGGCAGCCCGGUUGCGAGUGUAACUCUGACAUCGAUUCCUAACAAAAUCACGAUAUCAACACCAGCAUCUUCUGUCACAUCUACUGCCAGUAGCACUACCACAUCGAAUGCGACCGUUAUUAAUGUAACAACCACCCAGUCCACCAUCCAAUCUCCGAUGGGGACGCUGAUAGUCACGACGAUGGACAGAGGAGCUUCACCUGUUGUCCCUACCGUCAAUAACACGAGUGGCAGUAGUUGCACGUUAACCAAUAGCCCAGCGGUAAUGUCCCCAGCUCCUUCAAAUGAAGCUGGUCGAAGUAGUAAUCCACCAGCGAGGGGAGUAAAGCGGCCAGCUCCUCCUGCGGCGCCUCCCAAACCUAGCAUUAGUAAAAGUACGCUUUUUGAGCACCAACUGAAAACGGAUCAAAGCGGAGCUCUAGCGCCGGAUUGCAAGACGCCAUUCAAGAACAAGACUAAUGCUUGCAAGAGGCUAGUGCGGUAUCACGUCUUUCACGAUUUGGGGCCAACACCACAAGAGCUCGAGAAGGAAGAAGAUGAAUUAGAAACGCACGCCCAACAGUUGUUGUCGAAAUUCCAUCAGAUGAUUAACAAAUAUCACUACCUUCUUCUUAUGGAGAGCACGAAAGAAGCUCCCACUUCGGAACAUGUGAUGGUGGAGAGGAUGUUUGCCAGCGAAGAGAAACAAUCGCUGGAACGGUUAAAAGAAGAGACACGAGUAGCCAAAGAAUUGCAACUGACCCCCGUUUGGCCGGUGAAAUCGGAACCAACAACUUCUGCAACAACACCUGUUGCUACUAAUUCUGCCGAUAUUGUCAAUGGUCGCCGAGAUUCGCCAUCAGAAGAUCUGAAAUUAACACCCAAAAUGGCGCUAUUGAAGUUCACGAGGAAAGAGGGCGAAGGCUACAAAUCUGAAUUGCAGUUACCGCAAGAGUACAAAGACGUCCGAAUGAUGGUAGAAGAUGUUGUCAGGAAUAACGGCCGGAUACGAGAAUCCCACGAAAUGAAUCAUUCCGGCUCGGUAAACGAUUCAUCUGGAUUGCCUGGCAGUGCAAUGGAAUCUAAACCCUACGACGAAUGGGAAGCGAUACAGCGUGAGCUGGCCCUUUACCCAGACGCUAGGGAUAGGGAUGACUUGGGAUUCGUUGGAAUGGAUGGAGAAGAAGGAGGCGUCAUCUACGAUGAAGAUAUCAAGGCCCAGAUGCAGAAUGCCAUCGACGAUUUGUUGAGACUCAAUGGCUGCGACGAGGUCAUACCGCCACAUCACCAUCACAUCGCCAAUGCGGCCCAUCCGACUGGUGUCGCUCCAGCUGGUGGAGCUUCGUCGUCGACCCACCAUUACGAGCCCGGCAGCGGUGCCGGCUUACCAUCAUUGAAAAACGGUGAACAGUUUUGUAAUUCCAGCGAAAUGCAGGUGGACCUUGCUCUCAACGAAGCUGUCAAUAGUAUUCUGUGAAAAAAGGGGGAAAAUUUUAGAAUUAUAAUUGUUGUUCUCUAGUGUGUAACCGGCAGUCACAGGAGAUUGGGUAUCCUUUGAAUGGUCGGAAGCCUUAACGGAAAGAUUGGGAAGAGAGUAGAGAGGUAGAAACGAAAAAAAGACAAGCACACACAAAUAAUCCCUCAGAAAAAGAAAACAAAUUUUGUUUUUCGUUUGAAAAACAUUUGUUUUAUUGCCUGUGUCAUAGUAACAAAAAUAUGUAUGUUUGCUAAAUGAAAAACUGAAUGAAGUUGGAACUAUUAUAGAGUCAUGCACAUGGGUGCAUUAAGCAAGACAACAAAAAAAAAUGGUUCAUGUGAUCUCUAAAAUGUGAAAAAGGCAAGAAAGAAAAAAUGACAUAAUAUCUCCUUCAUCUAUGAUCAGUUCUGUUAAAACACCACACGCAUGUCUCCCCCUUCAGAAUUCGGAUAAGAAGCAAACAUUUUAACAAAUGAAAACUAAAGCUAGGAAGCUCAAUCUUUGUGCGUGUACGUUUUUUUGUUAGUUUUAAUUUCAAUGCAAAUAAUUUCUUUUUGAGGGAAUUUGUUUGUUGUUGAGUUUUGUUGUCGAUUUUCCUACCCUUAUUGUGUGUUGAGCCGACGUCUCAGGGCGAAAAAUCACCACCCCUUACAUCAUUUAUUAUUAUUUUUGUUCUCAACAUGUUUCGCGCCUCUCUACUCCCGCGUUCAGAUAAUGAUGAUGAUAAUCGUUAUCCGACCACUUAAGACUUGUGUAUAUGUGAAAAAGAAAAAAAAACAAAAAGGCAUGCAUUUUCUUUUCUUUUAGGGUCCGAGCCACUCCAGCCAGCUCUUGAAUUCCCGCCUAACAAAGGGAGGGAGAUGAUGUCCAGAAAAAAUGUCUUUUAGAUGUUUUAAUUUAUUUGCCACUUUACCCUCCUCCCUCAUUUUAAAUCGUCUGUCUGUACGUGUGUGUCAUUGAAGAAAGCAUGUUUUGCUCCGUUUUUAUAUUUAAAACAUUCUAUAUUCAUCCUCUUACCCGUUUCCUCUCUGCAGUUGCUGAUGCCCGGCCUGUACGUUUGUGACUUUAUAGCAUCAAAAUGAUUGUGCAGCACAAUUGAGCGUUUGGGAUGUCAGAAUGGUCGUCUUCU